CUCCCAAGUAAUGUUAAUAUUCAUCACUUUAAUAUCAUAUUUUUUUUAAUAAAGAUAAAUAUGAAAUUUUAAUGUUAACAUUCAUCGCUUCUUCAUUUGUUUCUUUUAAGAUUGAAAUAAGAGUGUUAGAAAAAUCUGGAAAGCGGACAAGCAAGAGUUCACCACUCAAAUAUCAAAAGCUUAUGUUAGCAGAUAAAAAGGGUAAUGAUGUUGAAGCAGUAAUAUUUGGCACUGAAAUUGAUGCUAGAGAAAACACUUUGGAAGUGUUCCACACUUACUACAUCAGCAACGCUUAUGUAAAAAAAACAACCCCACCUUUCGAUAAAAAGCGAGACUACAAAUAUUCUUGGACAUUGAACUCAAGAACAGAGAUCGAAGAAAUCCAAACAGAAGACAACCAGAUAUCAGCACCAAACUAUGAUUUCAUUCCGUUUAGCGACCUGCAUACACCUAAAGAAUUCAGCAAACCAAUAGAUAUUUACAAUUUGAUUUUUAUAUAUAUAUGUAUUCCUCAUUGAAAUCCACCAAUGACUAUCAUUAGUUUUCUUAUCUACAAUUUUAAGACUAAUGUUAUCUUCAAUUAUCAACAAUUUAGAGAUUGAUUUUUAAUUUUCUUUUUAUCUUACCCCCAUUUAAGUAAUAUUUAUUUAAGUAUUGGAACAUCAAUUUU
Molecule: messenger RNA, 670 nt
Organism: Cannabis sativa
Lineage: Eukaryota; Viridiplantae; Streptophyta; Magnoliopsida; Rosales; Cannabaceae
Exons: 2
Coding region: 72-518 (148 amino acids)
Source: RefSeq, a predicted model, not a curated record